This is a messenger RNA of Drosophila willistoni, 1824 nucleotides long. RefSeq names its product TSC22 domain family protein 1. NCBI's taxonomy places the organism in Eukaryota, Metazoa, Arthropoda, Insecta, Diptera, Drosophilidae. The record is from RefSeq and is a predicted model, not a curated record. The transcript is spliced from 2 exons. The coding region runs from base 412 to 1692 and encodes 426 amino acids.
UCGAUAAUGGAUACAUAGCAAUCCAAGCGGGGGCGUGAGAAGGAAGGGAAACUUGUAAAUUUGUUGUAACUUUGCAAAACAAAAAUUUUAUUAACAAAUAUAAAGUCAACGCCGUUUUGCAGCCACAUUCACAAAACGAAUAGUACAAGUGAUAAUCUCAACGUCCACAAAAAUAGUAUCGAAUAACUAUUAAAUCAGCAGCUGGUACAAACUGUUUUUGUGUUUUUUUUUUGGAGUAAUAACAUCAGAGGGUGAAGAAGAAGAGCAAAAACACGAAAAUAAAUUGGCCAAGGCAGAGCAGAUCGGAUAGUUGAGGGAGCGGCAGCAGGGUCGUUGUGUCUCAUUGUUUUGCCUGGGUUCCGCAGACUGGGACUAAGGCCUGGCGUUGACAUCGUUUUGCUAGUUCUAAAAAUGGAGUGGACCAGGGAGAAAACAUUGCUGUUGAUCAGCGAGUAUAGACAGCGUCGUGGCCUGUGGGACAUGACUUGCGAUGAGUAUCGCAAAAAGGACGUAAAGCAAAAACUUUUAAACGAAGUUAGCGGAGUUCUCGGUGGCAAUAUACCUAUCCAGGAAUUGGAAAAAAAAUUUCACACGCUACGCACUCAAUAUCACAGAGAGAUCAGUCGCAUGAAAAGAAAAGAGCCAUACAAUUCCAAGUGGUUUGGCUUCAAAAAUCUCAGUUUUCUCAGUUCGCCCUAUGCGUGCCGGUCAACCAAGGGACGAAUCAAAACGGAUCAGAAAUUUGUACUGGGUGAGGUUAGUGCCGAUAACAACAGCAGCAGCAUGAAUGAAGAGUAUUCCCUCCGCAAGUCACAUCCCAGCAAAGGUGCCCAGGAAUUGGAGAAACUCAUCGAAGAGACAACCAAAGAUGUGGAUGAUAUGGAUGAACAAGAUGUGGUAGAAGAUGUAGUGGAGAGCAAGCCAAAAUUAUCCAAGGAUCUGAACGGGCCUGCCUCAUAUGUGCAUCAGAUAAAUGAAGAUGAUCCUGAACCGGUCGAGACGCAACCGCAACCGCAGCAGACGCAACAUCAUCAUCACCAUCAUCAGCCAGCUACAACCAUGAUGGAUCUGCAUCCGCAUUCGCAGUACCAGAACCACCAUCAUCAUCAUCAUCAACCGACACCCAUGGAAACUGUCAGCUUUCAGGCCAAUGAGAGCGGGGAACUGCAUUACCAAUCGACUCCAAAUGCCUCCAACUCAAGCUCUGUGCAUGUGGUUCCCACUCGUAUCAUAAAAAUUCAGCGCCGGGAUACCAUCAACCAGGAGGAUGGAUACUUCGAAGAGCAGCAGGCACCGUCCUCGAUGACGCCGGCACCCAAGCGCAUCUACUAUGAUCCAAACGCCACAACCGCAACCAUUUUAACUACAUCAUCAGCAGCUCCUUCUCUUUCGGCGAAUACCAGCACACCGAAUGUCAGCAAUGGCACAACUAGCAUAGCCACUGGCACUCUGCGUCUCCCCCGACUUAACAAUGUAGUCAAUUCAUCAACAUUAUCACCCCCAAAGGCGCCCAGCCCACCCGUUCCGGCAGCGGCGCCGACAUCCACUUCACCUCGCGAUGAAUUCUCUACCUAUGGCGAAUAUGUGGCCAAUGAGAUGCGUGCCAUGAACAAUCGGGAAGUUCUCAUUGCUCUGAAGCACAAAAUCAAUACGGCAAUUUUUGAAGCAAACAUGGCUGAGCUGCAAAAAUGAAAGUAGUGGAGGAACAGGAUUAUCUAUCCUGUAAACGAUUUUAAAUAUUGACUCGUGUUUUAGCAACAAUUCUAGGUUUAAGUCAAAGAAUUUUCUUGCUGCUUAAAACAUUUUAAUAUAUAUGUAAAUUGA